Molecule: messenger RNA, 680 nt
Organism: Mya arenaria
Lineage: Eukaryota; Metazoa; Mollusca; Bivalvia; Myida; Myidae
Product: perlucin-like
Exons: 3
Coding region: 1-657 (218 amino acids)
Source: RefSeq, a predicted model, not a curated record
AUGGCGGGAGCGUUAUUCUUAAACCUGCUGGUUUUCUGUACGAGUUCCAUAUUCGGACUUUCCCUCGUUUUGAACCAUUACAUAAAGACGGCGUCCACAGCAGGAGACCCGGUGUCAACAGUAGCCACGGUCAGGUGCGCUGAUGAAUGCUUCAAGACCGCCGCGUGCACGGAGUUCUCCGUGGAAACGAACGGAACAUGCACGCAUCACCGGUCAGCGUCUUUAGCUGUGGCUUACACAUUGGUGCGCGACACAUGCGAGCGCGGCAUGAGAGGCGUGGGCGGCCAUUGCUAUUAUGUAAGCGACACUCCGGCCACGUACGCUAAUGCUAGUGCUAGCUGCGCUCGACAUGGAGCAUACCUCGCUACCAUCCGCAGUGGCAAGGACCAGGAAACGAUCGAAACUCUGAUAAAUGAUGCGGGCCUACAGAUGGAGAGCUUCUGGCUCGGAGGAUUGAUCACAACCACAACGCUACCUAACAGUACAAUCGGUUACACAAGUAGCUGGGACAACGGCGAGCCUUGGAACUACGAAAACUAUGCCCCUGGGAAGCCUUCAGGAGAUGGACACUGUAUCCAAAUGAAGAACAUCAACCGUAUUUUCCAGUGGAAUGACGUCGAUUGUGAAAGGCUUCAACACUUUGUUUGCGAGAAGUAACAUAUAUAUAUAUGUAUAUAUAU